GCAAAACUGAAAGAAAUCAUUUUCUACAUAUAUUUGCCUUAUGGAAAUAAAAUAUUGUUUAAAUAAACUAGGCCGUAGCAGCGACUCUGUGGGGCUUUUAAAUGUUUUGUAUGUGUAUUAUAUUUUGCUCUUUAUUUCUUUAUUAUCUGUUUUAUUUAAAUUUUAAGUAAAAACUCCUCCGUGUAUUAUUAUAAACCGGCAGCAGCGCGGGCACCACAUGCGAAAAGAUGGCGGCCUCCAUAUCCAGCCUGCUGAAGCCGUGGAUUCCGAGGCUGAGUUUGGUGCGGUGGACUCGCUAUAACCCCUAUUACCUGGAACCGGAGCCCAAUAAGGAUGUGUAUAUGAUCCCCGAAUCUGAACUGACCCCAGAGCAGAAACAACUAAAAGAGGAGAAGCUCACCCGUCCCAUCAAAGCAGCACUGUCCAGCACCACCAGCUCACCAUUUGAUGAUCCGGUCAUCAGCAAGUUCAUCAACAUGAUUAUGCAAGAUGGAAAUAAAGUCUUGUCCACAGAAAUCGUGACACAGACUCUAGAGGCCAUAAAGCGGAAACAAGUGGAGAAAUACCACAAAGCUCCAGCGGCAGAGAGGGAGGCCAUCGAGUGUAACCCAUACACCAUCUUCCACCAGGCCUUAGAAAACUGCAAACCGGUCAUUGGAUUGGCCAACAUCCAGAAAGGAUCAAGGACGUACCAGGUCCCCAUCCCGCUGACGGAAAAACGGCGACGUUUCCUGGCCAUGAAGUGGAUAAUCACGGAAUGCCGGGACAACAAGCACCGCCGCACACACAUGUACGAGAAGCUCUCCCAGGAACUACUGUCUGCCUUCGCUAAUGAGGGAAACGUCAUCAAACGCAAACAUGAACUUCACAAGAUGGCCGAGGCCAACAGAGCGUAUGCUCACUUCCGCUGGUGGUAGAAGAGAGACGGACAUUUGGUUCUUGUGUGUUUUCACUCUGAGUCGUAUUGAUGGACUGAAUUACCAGAUAAACAUCUGUGUUGAAAAAUCGAAUGAGCUUCACAAAGCAGAUUUUCUUUGUUAACCAGAGUUUCAAGUCUAAAUUUUGCUCAGCAAGAGAAGAAGAGAAGCGCCAAGAUGUUCCUGUUGGAUGUUGUUGGCUCAGGAUAUCAAGCUAACUCAGAAAUCCCUUGUUAUGUAGGUAAAACAUGAGCAAACAUGGUUCAACACAUGGUUUUAGUUACAGGAAACAUUUCGUCAGUUUCCCAGACAGGGAUUACGCCUUGUUAUAAACUAUAAUAUUACUUUCAUUAAAAACGUUCAAUUCAAAACGCUAUGUAUUCCAAGAAUAGGCUUCAUUUCUGUCUGGGAAAAUGCCCCAUUAAGUUUAACCUUAUUGUUCAACCCAACUUUAGAUCUUUAAGGACUCUGAAGACUGACUGUAGGAGUAAAGAGUCAUCCAAAGGCCUGUUCUGUGUAGUGUUAAUACAAGUCGUAAUAUAAUAGUUACAUAAUAAUGUUAAAUAAAAUCUGUUGCUGUGGCAAAUCACUUCAUUCUGUUAUUAAAAGUGUUUUUCCUUAA
Messenger RNA from Astyanax mexicanus (Mexican tetra), 1539 nucleotides. It is a transcript of the gene mrps7, whose product is annotated as mitochondrial ribosomal protein S7. Gene Ontology annotation, biological process: ribosomal small subunit assembly; translation. Gene Ontology annotation, cellular component: ribosome. The record is from RefSeq and is a predicted model, not a curated record. Lineage: Eukaryota; Metazoa; Chordata; Actinopteri; Characiformes; Acestrorhamphidae. Gene Ontology annotation, molecular function: rRNA binding; structural constituent of ribosome; mRNA binding. The coding region runs from base 228 to 917 and encodes 229 amino acids. The transcript has 5 exons.